GCGGGGAUUUCUUUUUCCUCCUGGUUUGUGGAGUGGCUCGGUGCUAACUAAAAUAAAGUUUAUGGCCGUGACUCACGCGUACGAUUAACUAUAUUCGUAGUUUAGCGUGGUUAGAUAGAGAGAACGCCGUGCAUCCGGGUGGCCUUCAGUUCGUUCGAAAACAGCGAAGGUGAGGAAAAGCGCACCACAUCAAGGAGAAUCGAAAGAAAAUCACAACAACGAUGGACGUGAUCGAGAUUGUGGGUACGGUUUUCGGCAUCGUAGUGUUCUGUAUGCUGAUUAAAUGGUGCUGCAGUCGACGCUCCAACCAGGGCAUGGUGAUAGCCACGCCCGUGGUGAUAACGUCCGAGACACACCGUGUUGCUAACGCUGGUCAGACGCAGCUGCCCCCCGGGGCGGUCAUUCAGGGCCAUCCGACGGGAACCGCUGCUUAUCCGGUUGUACAACUAGCCUAUCCCACGAAUCAGUCCUACCCUGCCCAACCGUAUCCCAUUGCUCAGCAGUUCCCGGUGCAGUCUGGAUCCGGAGCGCCUCCCCCACAGAACACGGUUCAGUUCCCUGCGCUACCCCCACAGGCCCAAAUUAUGCCAGGCGGGGCUCCGGGAGCCACGGCACCAGCGAUGGCUGGAGGUGCACCGAUGAUGAACCCUCCUAGCUACGAUCAGGUGAUGACGGAGGCGUACGCUCCCCAGGCACCGUAUAAUCCCGACUACAAAGGUUAACCAUCCAGUGUGCCGGUACUUAUCGAUUCGCUGAAUUGUGAUCCCGAUCGAACAACACGAACUUCCAACGAAACCAACAGUCUAUCUCGUUGUGAGCACGCCACAAGGACGCGUGUCGCAUGAAUAUGAACCCCUACUUAUUGGUUGGGUUCGGUAGGAUAUAAGGCCUAGACAAAGGAAUGGCGCGGAGCGUAAUGCCAUUGAGUAGAAUACUCGCAUUUAUGUUACACCUCAACAUGUAUGUACCCAUCUGAAAAAAAGGGUAAGAGAUAAUGUAAAUAAAUUAAGUGAAAUGCGUAUGGUCCCGGGCAGCGCAUCCUGGAUCAUCCCGCCUAAA
Molecule: messenger RNA, 1059 nt
Organism: Anopheles aquasalis
Lineage: Eukaryota; Metazoa; Arthropoda; Insecta; Diptera; Culicidae
Source: RefSeq, a predicted model, not a curated record